UUGAAGAGGAGACAUUGUAGCGCUGUCUAGAAAUUCUGGUGAUUUGUAAAUCCAUGCAAAAGACUGAUGCAUAAAACAUGACUAGCUUGCUCAGUGCAAAGAUGUACAAAACAUAUCAGUAUGUUAAUAAAUUGUGAAAAUUACAAAAUUUGUUUUGUAUUAUUUAACUCUGUAGGGCAGGUGUUUGUAAAGUCCUCUUAGGAAUAGUACAUUUACUUUUGGACAAUUUGAUUGUUCUUUUUACAACAUAGUCUUCUUUAUGACCUGGAGGUCAAGGUUUUAUACUAGGGCAUCUAAAGGCCUUUCAUGGGCUGUCUCCUCCCUCUUUCUCCCUCCUCCUUCUUCCUCUCUCUCUUUCUCUGGGUAAUUUGGGAUUUGGGGAAUGGGAAGUACAAAGUUAAACAGGAUGUAGAGUCACUACUGCUGCAUACAGCCCCCCACACUGACAGCAGACUGGAGUUCGCAUUUGGAGAAGCGACCAAAGUUUGGUGACAUCUUGAAAACUGUUUAACCUGCUGUGGAGAUACAUACGUCUGGGCCAGUAAAUCCAAGAGGGAUUCUGGUGAUGAAUCACCUGUGGACUCUGCUAUCAGCGCUGCUCCUGCUUGUGUCCUUCUGUCAGCCUUUGAGCCCCGAGGAGAAUGAAGUCUUGAAGUCCCCCCACGUCUCCAAGAGCCUGUUGGUCGACAAUGUUAUUGGAAAUACUAGUGAAACUACAAGCCGAACACCUACCACUUCUCCUCUUUGGAACACAACAAUGACUGCAGUUCAGCAAUCCACUUCAGCAUUUUACUGUCCAGGAAACCAAAUCCCUCUGAAGAACAGCACAGAGUGUGGCUGUCCACUCCACCUGGUGAAGGACAAGGAUAACUGCUCCUGUCCGCUAGGCUUUACUAUGGUGAAAGAUCUGGUGGAGAUGGAAUGUAAAGAUGUGGAUGAGUGCAGUGAAGAGGCAUCUGGCCUGUGUGGUCCCAGUGCCAUCUGCAGUAACACCCCUGGGUCAUACUCCUGUAGUUGUCUUCGUGGUUACUUGAUGGGAGCAUCAGGAUGCCAAGACAUAGAUGAAUGUGAACUGGCUAGAGUGAUGGGACUGCAGGCCUGCCAGGGCAAUGCUGAGUGCAAAAACACUAUUGGUUCUUUCACCUGUUUGUGCCCUUUGGGCUAUAUAAUGGAUGUAAAUGGAAAAGUCUGUGUUGAUGUAGAUGAGUGCAGCUUUGAAGACCAGUGUCAUCGUGAGUUUGGAAACACCUGUUUGAACACUCCAGGCAGCUUCCUGUGCCAGUGCAGGCCAGGCUUCAGAGCAGAGCACCUCGCAUGUGUUGAUGUGGAUGAGUGUGAGGAGAGUCCCGAGGUGUGUGCUGGUCAGGGCGUGUGUGAAAACUCACUCGGGAGCUACAAGUGUGUUUGUCAACCAGGUUACCACGGAAACGGCACACACUGCGAAGAUAAAAAUGAGUGCUUGUCCGGUGACAAUGACUGUGACACCAAUGCUCGCUGUGGAAACAUUAUCGGUUCUUAUUUCUGCCAGUGCUAUCAGGGCUUUAAUGGAGAUGGACACUCCUGUUUUGAUGUUGAUGAGUGUGCAGUGAACAAUGGCCAGUGUGCACACAACUGCACUAAUGAAUCCGGAAGUUACCACUGUCAGUGUGCUUCAGGGUACCAACUCGACAAAGAUAGACAUAACUGUACAGAUGUGGAUGAGUGUUUGGCCCUCAAUGGAACUUGUGCACAUGGUUGUAUUAACACACAGGGAUCUUAUGAAUGCUCCUGCAGGCCUGGAUACCAGCUGCACAUCGACGGCUCCACCUGUGUGGACAUUGAUGAAUGUAAACUCCAAAAUGGAGGCUGCUCUCACAUCUGUACCAACUCUCCUGGAGGACACACCUGUCAGUGUCCAUUUCCGCUACUUUUGCACACAGAUAACCUCACAUGCAUGAAUGUAACAUCGUGCAAGUGGAGAAAUGGUGGCUGUGAGCACGUGUGCUCUGUGAGGGCCGAUGGACAGAUCCAAUGCCGUUGUAGAGAGGGCUGGAAACUGGACUCAGAUCUUUGGGGCUGUUUGGAUGUUAAUGAGUGCGGGGACUUCACAAAUGGAGGCUGCGAGCAGUGUGUGUAAAUCAUCCUGGUGGCUUCAACUGCUCAUGCAGAGAAGGCUACACUCCUUGUGUGAUCCUCCUUGUCAAAAUUAUGGCAUAUGUGUAGCCCC
Messenger RNA from Boleophthalmus pectinirostris (great blue-spotted mudskipper), 2206 nucleotides. RefSeq names its product fibulin-1-like. The transcript has 15 exons. NCBI's taxonomy places the organism in Eukaryota, Metazoa, Chordata, Actinopteri, Gobiiformes, Gobiidae. The coding region runs from base 566 to 2116 and encodes 516 amino acids. Gene Ontology annotation, molecular function: calcium ion binding. The record is from RefSeq and is a predicted model, not a curated record.